GCGGUGGCUGUUCCUGCCUCGCGAAGUCUAGCGCGGGCGUACUUCUUCUACCUCAUGCCUGAUGGGGAUGGCAGCCUAAGAAAUGCGUGUUCUUUUUCAAGCAACUUCACGCCGGGAGUGGAGCUCGUCGUUCAGAGCAACUUGUGUUCAUUCCGAGUAUAGUCAAAGUCACUGAAAAUCAGGGGGAGCAUCGAAGGAUCUACAAAUCGAAUCGCGAGUCACGAACCUCAAGGGGGUGUAUGCACUCAGCCUCGAAAUCCCAACUCAAAUGGGCAAACUACCGCUCGACGCAGCAGGCUAUCACCGUUGUCAAUAUUGUCAGAAUGCCGUUGUUGAUGCUACACCUCGCGUCACGGGGAUCCAGAACCGCCUGUCACGUAUUUCUUUCUCGAAGCAGGGCAACCAAAAGACAAGUUGGCCUGUGCUUGAGCUUUCCAUAUCUGGCGCGCGCAUGGCGUAUAAAGCUGGUUGUGUACUCUUACAGCUCUUCGGUCCCCAUCUGCUGCCUGCUCUCGACUUCAGCGCAGUCAGACUCUCCGAUAAGUCCGUUCAAGUCUCAGUAGAAUAUAUGAGCGCUGGACUUCUGCCAAAAGAGCCCUCUUGUUCUCUAAUAAUUAUGUCCAAGCCUUCAAAAACAAAGCUUGGGGAGGACUCAUUCUUCAAUCCAACGGAAAUGUUCGCGCCACAAGGUAGUUUGGCAUCAAAGUGGAUCCCCACAAUACCCAACAGCGACUUUUGCUCCAAACCAAGUUUGGAGUUCGUCCAGAAAUGCCUCUUAGACUGUCUUGAGAAUCAUGCUCGAUGCAAUCAGACUGCGAACAGCCGGUAUCCGUCCCGCUUGCUCGAUUUGGAUUCGUCAUCUUCUGGCAAGGACAGUGUGUUUCUUACAACACCGAAAGGCCGACCGCCUUUUGCGGCCCUGAGCUACUGCUGGGGUGGAGAUAUCGGAUUCAAAACCAAAGAGUCUACAAUCGCCAAGGCGCAGGCAGGACUUAGCCUAGCAAAACUUCCUCAAACGAUUCAAGACGCUGUAUUUGUUUGCCGAGGGGUUGGUCUCCACUACCUGUGGGUAGAUAGGUUGUGCAUUAUCCAUGACAGGGAGGUAGAUUUCACUGCUCAGAUGGACAGGAUGGGCGAUAUUUACUCCCAGGCACGGAUUACCAUUGUUGCAGGAAAUUCAGCAACGAGCGAGGAAGGGUUCCUGAAUCCUCGAUUGUCACAUAUGCCUCGGUCACUGCAACUACCCUUCAAUUGUCCGACUGGGGAAGGAAGUAAGGUUGUGAUAUCCCCUCGCCAACAAGAGAUCGAAGUAGUUAACUCAAGAGGUUGGACGCUGCAAGAGAGUCUUCUUUCACAGAGGCUUGUCUUCUACGGCUCCCGCCAACUUGAAUGGACAUGUCGAACGGUUUCUAAGGCAGAUGGUGGACACCCAUCUCUCUAUCUUGUCGGACUGUCACGCCACGAGUCUGCGCAUUUUAGCAAUUCCAUAUGGGACGCAGGCGAGAAGCACGAUCUUAUUUGGCCGAUGUGGAUUCAACUGGUGAAGCAUUACACACAGCGGAAUCUCUCUCACCUAAGUGAUAGGUUGAUUGCGAUAUCAGCACUUGCCAAGAAAGCGAAUGAAGCUCUCCGAGACAAAUAUCUUGCCGGUAUAUGGCGGGGUGACCUUCUGAGGCAGCUGCAAUGGCGGCCACAGAGACUUGGAAUUGCACAGCCAGACGAAAUCUACAUUGCACCUUCUUGGUCUUGGGCAUCUCUGGAGGGCGAAAUUGACUGGUAUGUUCCCAAAUCUUCCGAAAUCGAGGGUGAAAUCAAGGUUAUAAGCUGCAAAGUUGUGCCGGUCUCUCCCGUUGCGCCUUACGGUGCUCUGUCUGGGGGAGAUCUCACAAUAAGAGGGCGAGCUAUAAGUGGUCACUUUAGGCUGGACAAUAACUGGAGCAUGAGAACAAUGAUGUUCGGAACACUUUUUGAAUUUAAGUUCUACCCCGACACCGACGAGUUUUUAUUCAAAGGUUUCGAUGAUGUGAAUAGGGUUAUCUGCUUCACGCUGCUCCCUAUCUCGAAGGAUAAAAACUGGAACAGGACCUACCGUGGCCUUGUGUUGCAGGAGAACCAAGAUAAGGAAACUUAUAGACGUAUUGGUGUUUUUAUUGGCCCAUUGUGGAGAGAUGACGAGACGGUCUUCCGGGAUAUCCUCUACCUAAGAGGCUUGAGUGAUAUCACCAUUGUCUAGAGCAUCACAGAACAAUAUACAAGGGAUGCUAUAGC
This is a messenger RNA of Hyaloscypha bicolor E, 2268 nucleotides long. Its product is annotated as HET-domain-containing protein. The record is from RefSeq and is a predicted model, not a curated record. Lineage: Eukaryota; Fungi; Ascomycota; Leotiomycetes; Helotiales; Hyaloscyphaceae. Bases 269 to 2233 code for a protein of 654 amino acids. The transcript has 2 exons.